Molecule: messenger RNA, 1206 nt
Organism: Capra hircus (goat)
Lineage: Eukaryota; Metazoa; Chordata; Mammalia; Artiodactyla; Bovidae
Product: endogenous retrovirus group K member 7 Env polyprotein-like
Exons: 2
Coding region: 460-1131 (223 amino acids)
Molecular function (GO): structural molecule activity
Source: RefSeq, a predicted model, not a curated record
UUCCGUCGCCGGCAUCUGGCGCCCAACGUGGGGCUCGACUGAACCGAAAGGGAUCUGGGUUCCAUUGAGAUUGGUGAAGUUGCAGGAUGAGCGACCCAAUCGUGCGCCAGUUUCAGGAACUGUCAAUGCAGAGGACUUUCACCUUUGCGACAAGAGAGGCAGGUCCACUGACAUGGGGACAGUUGAAGAAGCUGACUCAAGAAGCUGAGAAAACAUUGCAGGGAUCAUGACCCUCGUCUAGUUAUAAAUUUCUGAUUGUAACUUGACUCAAUGUAUAAAUCGUUCCUGGUGGGAAAAUGGUAAAAACAAGAUGGUCCAUUCCAGUAAUUGCUCUUCGGUCACUGUGAAAGCACGGGCUGACUCUGGUUGCCUGCGAGUCUCACUCGGCCGUGGUCGGGCUCUUUUGCUGUCGCUCGUCUUGUGAACGCUGUGCACACUCUUCUCCAUCGAUCCCGAAGAAUGCUUGGCACUGUCAUCGCAUCAAUUCUCGCCGUGGCUUCAGUAACAGCAACAGCAACUGUAGCAGGUCUUGCUUUGCAUCAAGGCAUACAGACUGCUGAUUUUGUCAGGGAAUGGCAUAAAGAUGCUCAUUUAUUGUGGCAACAACAGCAUGAUUUGGACGCUCAAUUGGCUACUGAUGUAUUAAAUUUACAACACACAGUUUCCUGGUUAGGAGAUCAAGUGACUGUGUUAGCUACAAAGAGUGUGUUAAAAUGUGAUUGGAACUCAUCUCACCUAUGUGUAACCCCUGUUCCCUUUAAUAUGAGUGAGGAUUGGGAAAAGGUAAAAAGGUCUUUAGUGGGACACCAGAAUUUAACUGCUGAAAUUAUGAAAUUGGAACAAACUAUAUUGUCAACUUUUAGUAAGACGCUGCCUGAUAUUCUUGGUUCUGAUAUACUGAAAAGUCUUCAAGAAGGAUUAGACAACCUUAAUCCUUUAGGGCAUGUAUCUACAUUGUUAACAACAUCCUUUGUGAAUACUUUGUUAAUUGUUGCUUUAUGUUUUAUUGCUUUUAUAGUCUACCGGCGCUGGCAAAAAGGGAAACAAUUGAAAGAAAAAGCUUUGCGUAUUCAAGCGCUUAUUCAGCAUCUACAAGAAAAGAAAGGGGGAGAUGUAGGGAACAAGGUAUAAAGAAGGUUGAGAAGUGCUUGCAAACGAGACUCUCAACCAGGGCUGAACAUUCUUGCAAACGAGAUGUUCUGCCCA